AUUAACAGCAAAAAGCGGCAAACCAAGAAGAAGAAAUAUCCAACAAGAGGAAGACCCCAACAAAAAAUAAAUACUAUUGAAUUAAAUUACUGCGAAAAAAUUGAGCACACACAAAAUAAAAAUGUCCUCAACAUCGGCGGCUGCAACAUCAAAUGCAGCGCCGAUCCCAAAAACCGAGGUGCGCUACGUCACUGAGGUACCCAGCAGCCUGAAGCAAUUGGCCCGUUUGGUGGUGCGCGGUUUUUACUCCCAGGAGGAUGCCUUAAUCAUUGAUAUGCUGGUGCGCAAUCCCUGCAUGAAGGAGGACGAUAUCGGUGAACUGCUUCGAUUCGAGAAGAAACAGCUGCGGGCACGAAUCACAACGUUGCGCACCGACAAGUUCAUCCAGAUCAGGCUCAAAAUGGAAACGGGACCCGAUGGCAAAGCGCAAAAGGUCAACUAUUAUUUCAUCAAUUACAAAACGUUUGUGAAUGUGGUCAAAUACAAGUUGGAUCUGAUGCGCAAGCGCAUGGAGACGGAGGAGCGGGAUGCGACGAGUCGUGCGAGUUUCAAGUGUUCGGCAUGCGGCAAAACGUUUACGGACCUGGAGGCCGAUCAACUGUUCGAUGUGGCCACAUGCGAGUUCCGUUGCACGUAUUGCGGCAGCUCCGUGGAGGAGGACAGCGCUGCGAUGCCCAAGAAGGACUCACGCCUCAUGCUCGCCCACUUCAAUGAGCAACUGCAGCCGCUGUACGAUCUGCUCCGUGAAGUGGAGGGCAUUAAGCUGGCGCCUGAGGUGCUCGAACCAGAACCGGUGGACAUUGAUACAAUACGUGGCCUGACCAAACCGAAUGCGUUGCGUCCGGACGGCAUGCAAUGGUCGGGCGAGGCAACACGGAAUCAGGGAUUCGCCGUCGAGGAGGCACGUGUUGAUGUCACCAUUGGCGGCGAUGAAGAUAGCUCCGAUGCGUUAAUCGAGCGUAAAUCUCGUCCCAUUUGGAUGACGGAGAGCACUGUGAUAACGGAUGGAGAUGCGGGCGAUGGCAGCGCCACAAAUGAUGGGGAUAGGCCAGCAGGCGGUGGCACCUCGGGCGGUGGGCAUCGCAAUCGGAAGGAAAACGAGGAUAUUAUGUCCGUGCUGCUGCAGCACGAGAAGCAGCCCGGGCAGAAGGAGGCGCAUUUGAAGGGCAUGCGCAAGGGCUCCUCGAAUGCCAACUCCAGUGAUUCCAGCGACGAUGAGAACGACAUCGACAACACAAAGAUUCCGAAUGUCAAUUUUGAUAAUUAUAUCAACUCGGAGUCGGAGGAGGAGGAUGACGAUGUGCCCACUGUGCUGGUGGCUGGGCGACCACAUCCCCUGGAUCAGUUGGAUGACAAACUGAUUGCCCAGAUGACGCCACAGGAGAAGGAGAACUAUAUUCAUGUCUAUCAGCAGCACUAUAGCCAUAUAUACGACUGAUUCUCCUGCUCAAUUGUUAGGCAUUAAGUUUAGUCUCAUUCUUAGUUUAAGUUGCACAUUAAAUGGAUAUGC
Drosophila grimshawi is the source of this 1510-nucleotide messenger RNA. RefSeq names its product general transcription factor IIE subunit 1 (gene TfIIEalpha). NCBI's taxonomy places the organism in Eukaryota, Metazoa, Arthropoda, Insecta, Diptera, Drosophilidae. The transcript has 2 exons. Bases 122 to 1438 code for a protein of 438 amino acids. The record is from RefSeq and is a predicted model, not a curated record. Gene Ontology annotation, cellular component: transcription factor TFIIE complex. Gene Ontology annotation, biological process: transcription initiation at RNA polymerase II promoter; transcription open complex formation at RNA polymerase II promoter.